AUGGCCGUCACCACACGCCACCCAGCGCAUACGAAGGUGAUCUUUGCGACUGCAAAUGAGUGGCAUUUUCGAGAGCAAGCCCGCAUUCCACAAGAUCUGAGCCAGUACUGCAAGGCGAACGCCAUCGUAGAAUUCCAGAGGGCCGCCGUCGACGUCUCGUUUGCGGUCUUUGUUUCCGCGGGCUGCUCGCACAUCGCGACGGUGGAGGCCAACGCCCAAGACAGGACGAUCAAGGUCACCGUCUGGCACCUCGACCAAGAAUUCGCAGAGAAGUGGUCCACCAGCCACGAAGCGCCUGAAUCAGAGUUCACAGCGGAUGCCUAUGUCAGCUCCUACGAUUACGGCGCGAUCCACGGUGGUAUCACGGAAGACGGCCAGUGUGUCUUGCUCGUCUACCGACCGAAGGGAAGCACAACGAGGGCGUACCUCGUCAAUGCGCGCGGUUUCACUUCGAGGAAACCCCCGUCUGACACGAACUUGGGUUACUCUACUAGUAUCGGCACGUUAUCCGAAGAUAGUGAGUACCUCUUUUAUGUCCGCUCAGGCGAGAAAUUCGGGAGGAAUGGACAAGCCAAGGUUGUCGAGGCCUACUCGAUCCGCCAUCUGUCGUGCGCGAAAGCCGAAUCGUUUGGCUUUGGCGAUUGUUACCAGAUGAGGAACGUCUGUCUUCUGCCCCAUCUGCGGCUUCAAGGUCCGACCUACAUGGCGAUUGACACUUCGAGUUUCGGCGGCGACGACCUCCAGCGGAACAGCCCGCCGCUCAUCGCGUCAUCAGACCAGCAAUUGCAUUGGAACUUCGCAGGCAUCGACUCCAUCACGAGUCGCGGCGGCAUGAGCUGCUUCGUGUCGCCAGACAAUGCGCACCUCAUUUACGUCGAGCCAGAUGCGGCGAUGCUGCACCACUGGGACCUGAACAAGUUGUCCUUUAGGCCCCUGGGCAGUGUCCGACUGCCUGGCGUCGAAUACAGCACGUAUCGGACCUGGUUGCUCUACGGCAAGGAGACAAAGAUGAAGGACGCCAUCGCGGAUCAGAUCCACGAGGUACGCUAUUCGCCCAAGUGCAAGACCGUUACCGUGGUCACCGUCAACGAUUCGAUGGUCGUCGUCAACGUACUGUCGACGUUCAACCUCCAGCUGGUCCAUCAUGAGACGAUCAAAGACGCAACGUGGACAGAAUACGUCCCUUUGCGGAUUGGAUUCCAUGAGACCACAGGGCUCAACGUCUUUGCGAUGAGUCCAGCCGACAUCACCCGCGACCACCAAGGCCUGUUGCGGUUGUUUGGGAUGAAGGGAGUCCUGAUCGCCAUGCCAGAGGUGUUCGAGAAGAUCAAGGCCAUCGAAGUUUACUUUGACAACAUCGGCGAGCGGAUUGCCGCGCUGCCGGACCUAGUGUACAGCAAACAAGUGAUGCCUCUGGCCAAGUUCGAGUGGAAGCCCGGUGUCAUGGAUCGCAACGACGAAUUCUCCAUCCCGCGCACGGCUGGACCGACCACAGUCACCAACAGCGAGGACGCCAGACGCCAGUUCGACUUCUACGUCAACGUCUACGCCCACCGAUCGUCGUCGUGGAAGCAGGACAAUAACCCAGAGCUACGUCGCUUCUUCGUGCCGCACCUUUUCAGCUUCACGUACCCCUGGGCCCCGGAGAAGCGGGUCAGCGUCUUUGGAGUAGUCAUGAAGAACGAAUACCACUUGAUUUCGAUCGGGCCAGCCGCCAGCUCGUCCGGUUCGGGGACGGACAUUAUUCGGGUGCUCUACGCCACAGACAUCAAGAUCUCCACAGAUAAGAUAGAACAUAUUGAAAUCUACGAGCUCGAGGGCCGCUACGUUCUCCGCGUAUAUACAAUGCACGAGGGCUUCUCGUCGUACUCUGGGGCCCCCAUGCCCAUCCCUCGGUGGACGCUGAUGUCGCCUCACUUUCUCGAGGAGGAUGCCUGGUAUGACACUUUUGUCAUCCACCGAAGCAACCAUGUCACGAUGCCUGGCGGGUGGUCUGCCACGCCUAACCAAGCCAUUUCCUCGUCGACGAACGUGUAUGCAUACUUCCAGCCUAACACGCUGGUCGUGCAAGACGAGAUCAACUACGGUCUUCGUACCCGCUCCGCCUACGUGCUCCCGAAGUAUCUGCUGUGGAAGGAGUACGGCCUUCGUGGGCUCCGGAAAGGCAACCUCAAUGACAUAUUCUUUGGUGGCGGCCGCUACGCCGACAUAUUGGGGCCUUAUUUCCGCAGUGUCUACGACGACAGAGCGUACGACGAUGCGAAUCCGCUCUUCCCCAGUACCUUCGCCUUGGCUUGCAACUCCGACUAUCGAUCGCAGCGGACCAUUCACAUCGACGCCUUCUUCCGCCGCGUUCGACAGGAUCAAAACAGGCUACUGGAUAAUUCUGCGACAGUUACCUGCGCUCUCCCGAUAGCGUGUAGGGCACGCCCCGGCGCCACGCUCUCCUUCAUGCGUUUCGUUGCGCUCUAUCCGUGGGCUGUCAUCGAUAUCGGUGCCGUGCAGGUCAAGAAGGGCGCGACCAAGGCAAAGACGGUGGAUUAUGACAAUGAGUGGUACAAGUGGCGUCGACGAGCGAAAGUCAUUUGGCAAGAUAUCCGUAUGCUAUUCCGCGUCAACGCCAAGGCUGUGGAGUCCGAACCGAACAAGCAGCUCUUGACACUGCCACUCCCUGGGUUUUGCUCAUUUGACAACAAGCUAUACAAGCCUCCUCCGGUUGAAGCAUCCCGCGCCUCCGACCGCGAUGACUCCUUUUGGUCGUUUGUACUCGCGACCACCCCGUACAGCAAGUUCCCCACGUGGGAGUCUUGGCUCCAGACGUCGGUGGCGGAGUCGGGCAAGGGCCCGGCCAGCCCUUUCACAAGGCUGAUUGAGGAAAUCUUGGAGAUGAAGGAUCGUGACCUCCAACUGACCUAUCUCAAGGUCGUGUGGCUGGAGAAGCUGCUUACCUGGAAGAUGCGCACUUUCGGCCGCAAAAUUUACCUGACCCGGACCGCGUUGCCCAUGCUGGUGCUGUUCGUGCUCCAUCUGACACUAGGGAUCCUCCUGACGGGAGGCGAUGGGCUCACCGAGGACCGGAUCGGCUGGUGGGUCAUCCUGCUUGCGACAAUUGAGGCUGCGGCCUCGUGCUUUAUUCUCUCAGUCAAGCUGCGUCAGGCCUACCGUAUCCUGCGACAGUUCUUCCGCUCCAUCUUCACCUAUGUCGACGGUACCGCUCUGUCACUGGGUCUUGCCAUAUUUUUCCAGAUUGCCACCAGGCAUGCGCCGCAGCGAGCGUUUCUGGGGUUUUCGACGCUUUUAAUCUGGAUCGCGGCAAUCCUCAUGCUGCGCAUCUACAGGCCCGUGGGAAUGCUGCUGCUGCUGUUGACCGAGACGAUCCAGGAGAUUUUCUCGUUCCUAGUGCUGCUCUUCUUUAUCAUUUUAGGGUUCGCCUUUGUGCCGUUUCUCCUUUUAAGGAAUACCGAAGGCAUCGACUCGGCGCCCAACCCCUUUUCCAAUUUUGCCAUGUCCUUCGCGAAUAUCCUCAACUUUAUCUCGUCCGACUACGGUGCGCUGGAAGCCUUUGAGGACUCGGCAGCGGUUCGCACACUCCGCGCGCUUUACAUCAUCAUCAUCACCGUCCUCUUCCUCAACAUUCUCAUAGCAAUGCUCAAUCUCAAAAUCAAAAAUGCCGAUAAGAACGCGGCCAACCUGUAUCACUUGCAGAUGGCGUCGUUGCAAGUCGAGAUCGAGCUGGGCCUGCUCUCUGCCUCCGAGCGUCGACGCAGAGACUGGUUUCCGCAGUGGUUUAACUACAGCAUGACGGAGACGGAGACGCGCAUGUGGGAAGACUACGUCGAGAAGAACAAACUCAAGUGGGACGAGGAGAAUGACUUUGACGAGACGAAAGACGACGCGCCACGCGCCCUGCCGCUUCCACGAUCAACGGCCGACGACGGGACCGCCCUCUCAACAGGCCAGCUUCCCCCCACGAGCACCACGGCCGACACGGAUGACGUAUGGGGCACAACCCCAAACGAUGAUGUCGCCGCGGAAGCUGAAACAUCGCCUCUUCCCCAGAGCACCUCGCCCAGCCCGUCGGCAAUGUGCCAACCCAGCAACGCAACCCCUGCACCGUCACAGUCCCAAUCACAGCUUCAGUCGCAAUCUCAACCACAACCUCCACUCCCGACCGCUAACCCGUUCCCCUCACCCCAACCCACGGCUUCAAACGCAAGCGCCAGCUCCAGCGCCACGACCGCAGACUCCUCCGCCCCUCCCGGAACCGAAGGGACGCUGAUCUGCAACGUCUGCGGCGCGCCGGGCAAGCGCUGCACGGGCUGCGGAAAGGUGGCGUAUUGCGGCAAGGAGCACCAGAGGGUGGACUGGAAGACGCAUAAGGCUGCUUGCAAGAAGGGAUAG
Rhinocladiella mackenziei CBS 650.93 is the source of this 4401-nucleotide messenger RNA. RefSeq lists its product as uncharacterized. Gene Ontology annotation, cellular component: membrane. Gene Ontology annotation, biological process: calcium ion import across plasma membrane. The record is from RefSeq and is a predicted model, not a curated record. Bases 1 to 4401 code for a protein of 1466 amino acids. The transcript has 2 exons. Lineage: Eukaryota; Fungi; Ascomycota; Eurotiomycetes; Chaetothyriales; Herpotrichiellaceae. Gene Ontology annotation, molecular function: monoatomic ion channel activity.